Messenger RNA from Thamnophis elegans (Western terrestrial garter snake), 2187 nucleotides. Its product is annotated as vomeronasal type-2 receptor 26-like. NCBI's taxonomy places the organism in Eukaryota, Metazoa, Chordata, Lepidosauria, Squamata, Natricidae. The transcript is spliced from 6 exons. Gene Ontology annotation, molecular function: G protein-coupled receptor activity. The record is from RefSeq and is a predicted model, not a curated record. Gene Ontology annotation, cellular component: membrane. Gene Ontology annotation, biological process: G protein-coupled receptor signaling pathway. The coding region runs from base 1 to 2187 and encodes 728 amino acids.
AUGGUGGAGGACCUUCCCUGGUCUUCCAAAAAGCUAACUCUGAGCUUUGGCGAGACGCUGCUGCCCUCUGCCUCAAAGCCAAAACACAGAAUCAUACCCAAGAACUUCCAGCAGUUCCUGGCCUUGAUGUUUGCAGUUACAGAAGUCAACAAGGAUCUGGUUCUCCUCCCCAACAUCACCCUGGGCUUCCACAUCUAUGAAAAUCACCAGAGUGACAGCAAUAAUACUUUAUUCAGCCUCUCCCUGCUCUCCACACGAGGCCAAAUGGUUCCAGGUUAUAAAUGUGACAGGAAGGAGCCUCUGCUCUCUGUCAUUGGAGAAGAUUCUCACUUUCUCCAGCUCGGUGUUGGCUUUGAGUUCUCUGAGGGAGACAGAAGAGUUUAUCCUUCCUUCUUCCGGAUUAAUUCCAAGGAAUCUGCUCAGUAUGAAGGUUUAGUUCAGCUGCUCCUGUAUUUCCAGUGGAACUGGGUUGGGCUGGUGGCCCCUGAAGAUGACGAUGCAGAACGUUUCAUUUCAUCUCUGGUGCCAAGGCUGAAGGAGAAGGAAAUCUGCCUGGUCUUCAUUGAAAUGAUGAAACCUGAUUUUCACGCUGCUUCCGAUUCAAGAGUAUACCAGAUUUUCAACACUUGGUCUAUAGGUGAAGUGAUUGUUUUGUUUGGAGGCCCCAGUACUGUUAGAAACGUACAGGUAGCUGUGUAUGCUUAUGAAGAAUUGAGAAAUGAGCCAUUUGUCAAAGUUUGGAUCUUCACAUCCAAUUGGAAUAUUAAUGCGAUGAAUUCUCAAUAUGUACUGCCAGCUAUAAAGCCUUUCCAUGGGGCUUUGCAUUUUAGGCACCACACUGGGGAUAUCUCAGAAUUCAGCCAGUUUCUCAUGUCUUUAGACCCUUUGAACACACACGGGUACACCUUUCUCCCGCUGUGGUGGGAAAGGAUCUUCGACUGCAAUAUCCAUAAACCAGGCAAAAUCCUUCCAAAGGGGGGAAAAACAUGUACAGGAAAGGAAAAUUUACAGAAUUUGCCAUCUUAUGUGUUUGAAAUGAGCAUGUCGGGUGAAAGUUACAACUUCUACAAUGCCAUUUAUGCCAUGGCGCAUGCAAUGCAGGGAUCGGGAGAGCAACCAGCCAUGGUGAGGCUUGGAGAGAGGAUCUUAAAUGUCCCACCGUGGCAGAAUGACAAAGUUCUAAGUGAUCUUGGAGGCUUAGAGAUUAACAGAGUUGGAAGUGCAAAAGCGUGUGGAACCAUCUUGGAACUGCGGAAAAGACUGUGUGGUAAAUGUGAGACAGAUUCUGAAAGCUGUGAUCCCUGCCCAGAAGACCAAUAUCCCAACAUGGGGAAGGACCACUGCAUUGCCAAGAAGAUCCACUUCCUUGGCUAUGAAGAACCCCUUGGAUACGCUUUAACUUCUCUCACACUUUCUCUCUCCAUGAUCACAUUGGGAGUCCUGGCAAUUUUCCUUAAACAUCAUGAUACACCGAUCGUCAAGGCCAACAACCGAGAUCUCACUUACCUCCUCCUGGUCUCCCUCUUGCUCUGCUUCCUCUGCUCAUUUCUCUUCAUUGGUCAACCCAGGAAGCUCACCUGUCUCUUCCGACAAACUACCUUUGCCGUUCUCUUUUCCCUUGCAGUUUCCUCUGUCUUGGCAAAAACUGUCAUGGUGGUUUUGGCAUUCAUGGCCACCAAGCCUGGGAACAGGGCAAGGAAACUCUUAGGAAAACCAUUGACCAACUCCAUUGUCUUAGGCUGUCCCCUGAUCCAAGCAGUUCUUUGUGCCACCUGGCUGGUAACUUCUCCCCCAUUUCCCAACUUGGACUUCCACUCCUUGGUUGGAGAGGCCAUCUUGGAAUGUAAUGAAGGCUCAGCUUUCAUGUUUUAUGCUGUCCUUGCCUACCUGGGUUUCCUGGCCUUCGUCAGUUUCACGGUGGCCUUUUUGGCUAGGAAAUUGCCUGACAGCUUUAACGAAGCCAAGUUCAUUACUUUUAGCAUGCUGAUCUUUUGCAGUGUUUGGAUCUCAUUCCUCCCCACAUACCUGAGCACCAAAGGGAAGUCCAUGGUGGCCGUGGAGAUCUUCUCCAUUUUGGCCUCUGGGGCUGGUCUCUUGGCUUGCAUCUUUUUCCCCAAAUGCUACAUUAUUCUUCUGAGGCCCCAUCUCAAUUGUAGAGAGAAUAUAAUGAGGCACAAGAGUCUCUGA